GGAGAGAAAGAGUGUGUGUAGGACAUCUCCCAUGGUGUUUCAGACUAGAAGAAGUUGCAGACCUGCAGCAUUCUCAAUGUUGAUUCUCUAUAUUACAGCAAUAAUAAUGAGAUGUUUGCUACUGGUACUACUUCUCUUGGUAAGCAGUGUAGAUGGAGGUGCAAGUGCUUCGUGCCUCAGCAGUCAAGCCUCCAUUCUGCUGCGUAUCAAGGAGGAUCUCUACCUAUCCAAUGGAAGGCUAAGUUCAUGGGGUGCAAAUGAGUCUGACUGCUGCUCGUGGGAGGGAGUUGAGUGUGAUUCCCGCACUGGAUACACCAUUGGCCUUGAACUUCUCGGUAAUGAUAUGGUUGAUGGGAGCAAGUGGAAUAGUGAUAUUGCAGGAUCAAUAAUACCUCCGGCUCUUUUUGAUCUCCACCUGCUCCAGCACCUUGACCUCAGUGGUUGUGACUUCGGUAUGUCUAUCAUGCCUUCACAACUUGCUCAGCUCACCCACUUGACUCAUCUCAAUCUCUCUAGUAAUUGGUUUUUCGGCGAGGUACCAAACGAGAUUUCAAGCUUGUCUAAUUUAGUUGCUUUAGACCUUUCCGAUAGCGGCCUCUUGGAAAUACAUGAUCUGGAAGGCUUCGUGAAGAACUUCAAGCAACUAAAAUACCUCCACUUGGAUUAUGUCAUAUGUAAUCUCAACAACUCGCAGGAGUGGGGAGCCAACUUAGCAUCCGCACUGCCGAAUCUACAGUCCCUUAGUUUAGCUUGUUGUAAUAUUGAAGGAAGCCUCACUCCACAUAUUUUCAUGCUCCCACAUCUUCAAGCUCUUGAUCUAUCAAACAAUACUUUUCAUGGGGAAUUAAUGCAGUCAUUUUUCCCCCCAGAGAGCAAGCUUCAAUCUUUAAUUCUACGUCAGAACAACUUGUCCGGCCUCCUACCAAAUGAAAUUUUUGAACUUCCUCUCUUGAAGGUUCUUGAUGUGGGAGACAAUGAGUUAUUGAGGGUUCCAUUACCAACCAAAUUACCAUCGAGCAAGCUCAAAAUUCUUAAUCUUGGUGGCAUUGAGUUCUUAGGAGACGUUCUUCGUGCUUGGAUUGUUAAUCUCACAUCCUUAGUAGAGUUAAAACUUUCUAACACCAAUCUGUCAGGUAGUCUUCCUUUUUCAAUAGCAAAUCUCAUAGCUUUAACUCACCUAGACCUAAGUCAAACUAGAUUGUCAAGUUGCAUAAACUCCUUAUUGUUUGCCAACCUCACUCGACUAACUUACCUUGACCUUUCUAAAAACAGUUUCAGUGGCUUCUUACCAUCUUUACCCCACUCUCUCUGUGAUGUCAAACUCAACAACAAUCAUUUUAGUGGCCCGAUCCCAAAUUCAAUCAAUCUUCUUAAUAUGGAAAGGUUGGACCUUUCUUACAACUCCUUUGUAGGAACAUUUCCUUCUAGUUUAUUUCAAGAACCAUCUUUUGCACAAUCUCCACUUGAAUCCCUUGACCUUUCAAACAACAAAUUUGAUGGCUACCUCGACCUUGGAAUUUUUGCAAACUUCAAAAAGCUUUCCUCAUUGUCACUUUCUGGAAAUAAUUUGACUGUAGGCAUUGACAACCCCACCCUCAAGCUUCCAAGUCUAGAAUAUUUGAGCUUGGCCUCGUGCAACAUCAACCAGUUCCCUCGAUUUCUUUGUUAUCACAAGUCCAUUGUUGAUUUGGACCUCUCACAGAACAUGAUCACUGGGAAAAUUCCAAAAUGGUUAAAUGUUUCUAGGACUUUGAACAUAUCUGGCAACAUGAUAACAGGCAUCGAGACAGGGGUUGUUCUCGACGUUCUAGCUAUUGAUUUGAGUUAUAAUAUGUUGAAUAGCUUUCUAAGUUCUGAGUCUUUUGAUGGUUUGAUGUAUCUUUCAAUCAAGAAUAAUAGUGUGACCGGAGAAAUACCAGCUUCCUUGUGCAACCUCACUAAACUUUGGUUGGUUGACUUAUCAAACAACAAGUUCAGUGGCCGGAUACCUGCUUGCCUCUUUAACUUGAGUUUGGUGAUAGUGAAGCUCCAGAACAAUCAGUUGCAAGGACAAAUCCCAGAGGUUACUGACAACACAAGAGAUUUUUUGCAAGUACUCGAUUUAAGUGAAAACAAGUUAGAAGGUCAUAUCCCUAAAUCCCUUGGUCACUGCGAAGUGCUUGCAUUCAUAAAUUUAGGGAAAAAUAAAUUAAGUGGUGACUUCCCUUCAUGGCUUUCAAAGCUGCCAAAACUAAGAAUUCUUGUGUUAAGGUCUAACUUUCUUGGUGGUGAUAUUAACUUCUCUUUUGACGAGAGUGCUUUCCAAGGACUGCUCAUGCUUGACAUCUCUACCAACCAAUUUAGCGGAAAACUUCCAAAUAGCUUGUUGUUAAGUCUCAAUGCAAUGAAGACUUUCGGCAUAUCACUUGCUCGUAAGGAUGGGGUUCUUACUAUGGGUUUUGGUACCGCAUGGCAAGUGGCAAUGACAGUCAAAGGAGCAACAUUAAGUUACCAAGCUGAAAUUUGGUUCCUCAUGAACUCAAUUGACCUUUCUAACAACUACUUUGAAGGUGAAAUUCUUGAAGGGAUUGGAGACCUUAAAUGGCUCCAAGCACUAAGAAUUUCUAACAACAAGCUUACAGGGUCAAUUCCAAAGAACUUUGGUGGCCUCCAACAACUAGAAUCACUAGAUCUGUCUCAUAACCACCUUUCAGGUGAAAUACCAGAAGAACUUACUAAACUGAAUUUUCUUGAGUAGCUGAAUCUGUCAUAUAACAACCUUGUUGGAAGAAUCCCUCAAUCACUACAAUUUUCCACCUUCGACGCUGGGAGCUUCGAAGGGAAUGCAAAACUUGGUGGCCCUCCACUCUCGCUGCCCUGUGAAGCCAACAACAGCACCAGAUCAAUUCCUUCUUUUGAACCAAGGGAAGCAAAUGAAGAGCGGAUGUGGAAAUACACAUCGGUGGCACUAGGUUUUGGUGUAGGUUUCGGCACAGCAAUAAGCUUCUCAUUUUUUCUAAAUAAUGGAAGGGGCUUCAAUAUCUUUUGGAGAAGGUGCUACUGGCGUUGGGCUUAAUCUAGACGCAGGAUCAUGAAGGCUUAUAGCCGAAGCUAGAGGCAACACGGUGAGAGUGACAAAGGUUUUCAGGCAGCUACUUUUUCAUUCUUAUGCAGGUGCGCCUCUGACUCAAUUAGAAGUUCAGGGAAAUGUGACAGUUGACAAAGCUCAACUUUGUAGUGUGUUUUGCCAUCAUUAAAUGUAAAAGCCAUUGCAUGUUGACGUAUAAUUCAUGGUGGUGUUAA
This is a messenger RNA of Nymphaea colorata (pocket water lily), 3282 nucleotides long. Its product is annotated as receptor-like protein 7. The transcript is spliced from 2 exons. Gene Ontology annotation, molecular function: protein binding. Lineage: Eukaryota; Viridiplantae; Streptophyta; Magnoliopsida; Nymphaeales; Nymphaeaceae. The coding region runs from base 32 to 2737 and encodes 901 amino acids. The record is from RefSeq and is a predicted model, not a curated record.